This is a messenger RNA of Zymoseptoria tritici IPO323, 1168 nucleotides long. RefSeq lists its product as uncharacterized. Lineage: Eukaryota; Fungi; Ascomycota; Dothideomycetes; Mycosphaerellales; Mycosphaerellaceae. Gene Ontology annotation, biological process: conjugation with cellular fusion. The record is from RefSeq and is a predicted model, not a curated record. The transcript is spliced from 3 exons. Gene Ontology annotation, cellular component: mating projection tip; membrane. Bases 359 to 1168 code for a protein of 269 amino acids.
CAACCACCUCUUUGUACAAUCCGGUGGUCCAACGAAGAAAACGAGAAACGUCUACCUACCCGUUCAAACCCUCGAGCUAAGCUACUCUACCAAACUUCUCCUCAUCCUCCGCAUCAAUUGUGUGGAAGCAAGACAUUCGCUCAAUUCGUCUGACCAAUUCACGACAGCUCUCGAAUCGCAUCCCGACAUACGCAUUCCGAUCGCUAUCACCGACGAUACCACAAGAGACUCGACCCGCUUGCCGCAUUCCACGCACCCACCUCCUCGGCCUUGUGCCGCUGGAGCACACACACCCUCAUUGUUCGAAGCGAGAAACCACAUUCCAGACAGCGGGUAGACCAUCUCUGCCACCACGACCAUGCCGAACAUACGGUUGGCAGUCGGCAUUCAGCGGCUGAUACCCUUUCUUGGAUACCACCAUGUGUUGAUGAUCCUCAUUGCACUGGCAAUCAUAUUACUCUCCCUCCUCCUAGCAGGAUGUUCGUCAUCCUCGCCGUUAAUACCGGGGAUCUUCCUCAUAUCCUUCUAUUACGAAAUGUACACCCCGCGUUACGAUCCCACACAAGUCAACCCCGGCGUCACAGCGGCCAUCACCAACAUCGUCGGCGGCGCGAGUUUGGAAGUAAGAGUGGGAUAUUUUGGACUCUGCAUACAACCCGAUGAUGGAAGCUUCCUCUGCUCGAACAACGCCACGCUGCUGGCGCAACAAAUCUCCAUUGACGCGGAUCCGCUCAAUCUGAUCUGGGUGGCCAAUACGUUCAAGAACAGCGUUGUCUUUCCAUACCUCCUAAUCGUCGCCAUAAUCCUCGCCUUCGGCACCUUCCUCCUCCUCGCCACCUUCCCGGGCUGGCACGAAGAACACGACGCCCGCACCGGGUCCGACAUCGACAUUAAACCCUUCCCCUCACGACCAGUCUCCCAAGUCGCCCUCGCGCUCAUCUUCAUCUCGUCCAUAUUCGUGCUCGUCUCCGUCCUCUGGCAACACACGGCCUCCGUCGCCGCGGCGCAGGUCGCUCAAGAUUUCGGGAAUGGAAGCGUCAAGAGUGGAGUCGGUACGGCGGCGAUGGUGUUGGGUUGGUUUGGAUUUGCGCUGCUCAUUAUUGUGACGGUGGGAUUGUUGGUUAUGAUUUUGAGUAUCCAUCUGUUGGAUAAGUUGACGGAUGAAUGA